This is a messenger RNA of Fopius arisanus, 4042 nucleotides long. RefSeq lists its product as uncharacterized. The coding region runs from base 591 to 3662 and encodes 1023 amino acids. The transcript is spliced from 15 exons. Gene Ontology annotation, molecular function: cysteine-type peptidase activity; nucleic acid binding. Gene Ontology annotation, biological process: proteolysis. The record is from RefSeq and is a predicted model, not a curated record. NCBI's taxonomy places the organism in Eukaryota, Metazoa, Arthropoda, Insecta, Hymenoptera, Braconidae.
AAAUGCAGUAUGCCAUUUAUGCUCUUCAUCGCUAUUUUGAAGAAGAACGAGAUAAUGGUGGCCCUCUAAUUCCCGUGACUCUUGUCAGAAUCAUCAGAAGACAUAUCCUACUGAAAUCCAGAGGAGGAUUCGGCUGACAGCAGGCGGAUUAAUAAGAUGGAGAUGAUGUUGACAUAGCAACAUUGUUGCUUUAUCGUUCCACAACUUACUGUUUGCUCUUGCUAAUGCAUAUUUCCACUUUUCAUAUUCAAGAUUGAUUGUCGCUGUUCCCAUCAUUCGACCUUUAACGAGAUUCUAUAACAAGAAAUUUAUGCAUGUUGAUAAUAAUGAAAUUAGUUGACUGAUUUGUCCAUUGGUUUUCCGUAUUCUCUUGCUCAGUACAGGUGAAGCAUAGAGACUUGUUUCACACAUGUGGGUUCUCUGCUCAAGCUAUCGAUCAAAAUUCCUCACUAACUGCACUUCUGUUUUACAGUGACGUCAUUUUCUGAUACACAAUAUGCUUGCUCACCUUUUAAUUAUUUCAUUUCUUCAUUUUGGGUGUCGUGUACAUCUAUCUCACAUGCUGCUUAUCAUGUUGUAGAGAAAGAGUAAUGGGAGCUCUACGAGUUUCUAAGGACAAGGUCACAGAGUCUGUUCGCGUCGGAGAGAGUGGAGCUGAUUUUGAAACUCCAGGGAAGGAGAGACCUCGCAAAAAACUCAUUCGCGAUGUUGAUAAAUCCGUAAAGCAACAAAUUCGUGACCUUAUUUACGAAUUUGCUGGAAAACGUCUAUCUCCAUCACUCGCUAUCGUGCUUGCGGCCAUCAGGGUCCGCGGAAUCCCAUUCACAGGCGGAAGAUUUACUCUGAGCAAAGUGCUCCACGACCUUGGAUUCGUUUACCGUCGCCGAGAUGGCACUCGAUGGCUACAAGAGCAACCCCACAUCGUUCUGAAGAGAAUUCAAUUCCUGAAAAAAAUGAAAAACCUCAUAGAUGAAGGCAAGCAGAUCAUCUAUCAAGACGAGACUUGGACCUUCCGGUACGGAACAGGGAAGCGAAGAGAGUGGCAAGAUGAGGAUAUUCGUAGUUGCUCCAUGAAAUUUGGAAGUACUGGAGACAGAUACAUAAUCUGCCACGCAGGUGGCAAAAAUGGAUUCGUUCCUAAUGCUUCUCUUUUUUUCCGUACGAGCGCGAAACCCAAAGACUACGAUGAUUAUCAUGGAGACAUGAAUUGGGAGUUGUUCUUGAAUUGGUUGGAUAAAAAGUUGCUGCCUAAUUUACACGAACCUUCGGCGAUUGUUGUUGACAAUGCCUCGUACCAUUCCAAACUAAGUGAAUAUCAACCCUCAACAAAAUGGACUAAACCGGAACUCCAGUCGUGGCUAGAUAGUCAGCAUAUUGACUAUGAAGUGACCUCUCUGAAGAGAGAGUUAUUACUCAUAUGCAAAGCCCAUAAACGCCCUGCACAGUAUGCACUUGACGAAUAUGUGAAAACGAAGAGCACCCACGAAAUCGUUCGUUUGCCCCCCUACCACUGUCAGUACAAUCCCAUUGAAAUGGUUUGGUCCCUUACAAAGCGGUACUUCGAUGCACAUGUUGGUCGAAAUAAUGACUUUUCGCUUGAAAAUACCGACAAGAUCUGGGCUGAAGCCCUUGCUUCAGUAACACCAGAGUUUUGGAUGAACUGUUGUAGACACACAGAGCGACUUAUCUUGGAGGAUUACGCAAGGGAAGUUGGGAAUGACAUGGAACAAAGCUAUGAAAUAAGAAUCACCUGUGACAAUGAGGACAGCAUUGAUGAGGAGGAUUUUGAAAUGAUGGAAUUCAGAGUGGAAGGUGACCCAAAUGACUCUGAGAGGAUGGAUGUUGGGGUAACCGUGAUCUCCAAUACAACAUGCACUUCCUCCCAAUCGCCCCUCGUUAACAAUGAGAGAUCUGUCUGUCGAUCGUUGUUUGAUUGCUCCAUGGAUGUUGAUGGGUCGCAAGGAUCAGGUGACGUAAUGAAUCAGGAUGGGUCAGAUGACGUGAUCGAUUUGCCUUCAAAAGUCUUCAAUGCUUCAAAUGUCGUCACAGCGACUCUUCCGAUUACGUCAUUUCCUGCCUCCAUUACGAAUGAGGAGACCGAUGCUGCUGUCUUCAGCAUCCUCCACCUGGGCAGCAAUGAAGAGUGCGCUGAUAUACCCAUUAUCAUCAUACCUGAUGAUACAGAAGCAAUGAGUGUGGAAUCAGAUCGAAAUAUAUCUCCCGAGCAAUUACCUGUCCUUCAUGCCCAGGAUUGGUUGACGAAAAGCCUAGAAACCAUUAUUCCAACUGAUGGCGAGGCAAUGCGUGUUGGGCAUCUGGCUACAUUGGCACCAGGGGGGUGGCUGAACGACGUUAUUAUCAAUAAAUAUUUGAACCUUGUUGUGAAGCGAAGUCAGGGGUCUGUGUAUGCAUUUGACACCUUCUUCUUCAAUAAGCUGCGUAUUUCAUACAAUGAUGUUAAGGAAUGGACGAAGAAGGUGGAUAUUUUCAGUAAGGAAUUACUGUUGAUACCCAUAAACUUGCGACUUCAUUGGCGUCUUUGUGUCGUUCAAGUCAAAGAGAAGCGUAUUGAAUAUUACGACAGUCUGGGUACCGUGGAUCAAUCUAUCAUGAAUACUAUUCUUCAAUACUUGAUCAAGGAACACGAUGAGAAGAAACGUCAACCACUCAUGUACACAGAGUGGACAACACGACAUGCCACUGAUAUUCCUCAUCAGAAUAAUUCGUCAGACUGCGGUGUAUUCGUCUGUACGUAUGCUGAGCAUUUGGCGAGAUGCGCACUUCUAAAUUUUACUGCUGAAGACAUGCCUCAAAUUAGAGAGAGAAUGAUGGAGGAACUCAUCUCAUCGGUUUUGACAUGUUCGUUAUCAGAAUCCUCUCCCUCAUUACUGCCCAAUCGAACGAAUGAUGGGCCGGAAUGGCCGAUAAUUUCAAAUGAGCGGACUUGGAUGGUUACUGAUAAAAAAAAGUUGGGUGAGAUUGCUAUUCCCGGAAUUGAUCGGGUUUUACUUUAUCAGUCUGCGAGAUUCCAUCAAGGUGAUAAACGUUUCCCUCCGGAUCGGAGAAAUUCACAAUGCACUGCUAUCUGUACGGUUGGCAUUGUGGCUUUACAUAUCUCAGAUGCAGAUAUUAACCAAAAUCUUCUGGACCAAAUAUUGACUGAGGGUGAUAAAUAUUACGUCGAUUGCAAAUCACGAAACAACAUCUCAUACAAUCAUCUGUCUCCUGAAGACCUCCUAACAUCUUUCACUACUUGUGGACAAGAAGUGAAUAUUGACGUUCACCACUGCGGUGAAGGACUGUUUUCGUCGGGUAACGGUUUGAAGGAGAUUGAAGCAUGCAUCAACUCGAAUGCGCUGACACAUGAAGCAAAUCUUGCACGUAUCGGAUUUUUGUUUACUGAUGGUUCAAAAACAUUUGCAUUCUUCAUCUCCCCUAGAGUUCCAGGGUCUACGCGCCGCAACUUUUUUAUGUUCAAUCCCCAUUCGGUCAAUAAUAGAAACUACUACCCUCUUGAUAAGCCAAGUCAAGGUAAAGCUCGCCUCUUCCGGUGUCUCUCCGCAGAAGCCCUUGCUGGUUUGCUUUUGACAGGUCAUCGUAGUCGAACCAGUGGUGGUUGGCAGAUAUAUCGCGUCGAGGUUAAUAAAACACUGAAGGGAUGAACAAGCAAAUUAGCCUUGCUGCAAGUCUGCAGUACCUCUCACAGGAGGAAAAAUUGAUGGCACUUCUGUUGCUUCUCCAGGAGAUGAUAUCGUGGAUAUCUCCCACGUCGCGGAAGGCCCACCAAGUGCUCUUAUUCAUAGCUAAGUCCAUUGCCUUCAUUUACUUCAGCGCUUAAUUAUGAUUAUUGUUAGUCUGAUAAGAUCAUAUGGAGAACCAAUUCAUUCUUAAUUUAUUUCAAUUGUUCACAGGACAACUUCUUGGCCAUCCGAUAAUCAUCCAACGUCUUCACUCUCAGGAAAUGAACUUAUUUAUUUAUUUAUAAUUAUUAUACUUAUAUAUUGAUAGUAUUUAGAAAUGGAUUACAUGAGAUUAAAUUGUA